AUGGAGAAACUAACCAAGUCUCAUGAUAAGAGUACUCAUGAAAAGGAUCAUAUGGUGAAGGUGAAUGAUAACAUUGAUAAUGGUGUCCGUGUUUAUGAAGGCUCUAUUACUAUGAACAAUGGAGUUCAUGCUGGGUUUGAACAAGUUAUUGAAGAUACUACUGAACAUGGUGAUCCCUACAAAAAUAUGCUGAAGAGAAAGUAUGUAAAUUGGAUAGCCACUGAAAUAAAGACUCCAAGAGAAGCUCUGACAUUUGAAGAAAGUAAUCAGGGGUUGAAUAAAAUAGUUGAUAACAAAGAGAUUCUCUCAAUCAAAAUGUCCUUCUAUCAUGAGGAAAACAUGAUGAAGAGGAAGUGUUUGUUUCACAAGAAGAUAGGUCUAGAAAGGAAGUUUUCCAAAGAAGUUUUGACAUUUGAAGAAGUUGUGCAGUUGUUAGAGAAAGUGUGUGAUAGACAGGAAUAA
This is a messenger RNA of Vicia faba (fava bean), 462 nucleotides long. Lineage: Eukaryota; Viridiplantae; Streptophyta; Magnoliopsida; Fabales; Fabaceae. The record is from the annotation of a GenBank genome assembly.